Messenger RNA from Lates calcarifer (barramundi perch), 1932 nucleotides. RefSeq lists its product as uncharacterized. Gene Ontology annotation, cellular component: extracellular region. NCBI's taxonomy places the organism in Eukaryota, Metazoa, Chordata, Actinopteri, Centropomidae. Gene Ontology annotation, molecular function: cysteine-type endopeptidase inhibitor activity. The coding region runs from base 204 to 1256 and encodes 350 amino acids. Gene Ontology annotation, biological process: negative regulation of endopeptidase activity. The record is from RefSeq and is a predicted model, not a curated record. The transcript is spliced from 7 exons.
GGAAAGUCCACCAUCAGUCCAACGUGUCUGUCCAAACCCUGUCUGCAAAAACUAGGACUGCAGGUCUUGCAAAGAAGGAUUUAAAGGCCAGGGCAUGUGUUAGCCUAAAUGUUAAACUAUCUACCAGGAUAGGCUUUAGCUAUUCAGCUGGGUGAAAUUAGGGUUUUAUUGCACCCAGAGUGUGUGUUUGUGUGUAUUAGAGGAUGAGUGCAUACCUGCUGGUCCUAUGUUUGGCUUUGUUGCAGCAGGAAGGAAGAGCAACACCAGACCCUCCAGGCUGCAGCAGCUCAGAGGCGGUGAGAGUGGCAGAGGAGGCCCUGGAGCAGAUCAACCAGGACCGGACAAACGGAUACAUCCUGGGCCUCAACAGACUGUACGACCUCUCUUACACGCCUGCAAAGGAGAAAGAUGGGUCGCUCUACAAACUGACCAUUGAUGUCAUGGAGACCAAAUGCCACAUCACCAGCAGGAAACCAUGGAAACAAUGUGAAGUCAGAGACAUUGCUGAUGUUCCAGUGUAUGGAGAGUGUGAGGUAUCUGCCUACGUUGACACUCAAGUCAAACUUCGAAACUACUCUUGUGUACUUCGUGAAGUUUCUGCUACUGCGGUGGUGUCUGUGUGUCCGGACUGUCCCACAGCUGAUAAUUUGAAUGACCCCAUCAUCAAGGAGACAGCCAAUCUCUCUCUGCAGAGGUUCAAUGAAGAGAGCCAACUGGCCAACUACUUUACUCUGGAGAACAUUACAAAAGCCAGUUCACAGUGGGUGGUUGGUCCAGCUUACUUUGUGGAGUUCACCAUCGUGGAGACAGUGUGUUCAAAGAAAACAGAUGCCAGUGAACUGAGCAGCUGCCCACCUAUGGACUGUCAGUUUGCUCAUAGAGGCUUCUGUAAGGGCUCACACGUGGCCAUUGAGGACCAGUUUGAGAUCAGACCUCCUGUUGGAAAGAAGGACAGCUCAUUUCAGAACAGGAAGCCUGUAGAUGUGAAGUGUGAGCUCUACGAACCUCAGGCUGCUGCUGUGGAGGAGCAGGCCCACGCAAAAGCAGACAGUGGACACACUGAGCAUGAGCGCCACAACCACACACACCUGCAUCCCCAUGAGCACACACACUCAGCCACACUUACUGUCUCCAAGACACGGGGCUCCCUCGGGACUGUGGUGGAUCGGCCAGUCUCUCCCAGAUCUUCCCCGGCAGCCAGCUCUUGCCCCGGCCCACAAAGGCACAAUCUGGGGAUUGACAGACUCAAGCUCUGAUUGGCUGGACACAGGGCUGCAUCUUUCCUGCAUGUUGUAAUUAGUUGUGAAAGAGACAAGAAAUUGUAACCAAGAAGUAAAAUAUAGACAGUAAGUUAUACCAACAAUAAUCCUUGUAAAUAAUCAGAUUACACUGAUUGUUUGAUUGAAGCAUUUACAUAUCUGGACGUUGAAUUAUUUCCUCCCAAUGUGGAAAUUGUUUGGCAGUUUAAUUAUGCAAAUAGAGUUUGUCUGAAAGACACAGCUGCUUUGUUUCAGUAAUUUUUACAUCACUAAUUUAAAAUGAGGAAUUUUCAUAUACUCCUCUUUAAAUGUUUUUAAAUCAUUUGUGAGUCAUACUCUCAGUAAUCUCAAUCACUGUUGAAUAAUAGUAAAAAUUAAACAGAAAACCGUUGUUUGCUGUGUGGUUUAUUCCAUAUGUUGCAGGUAAAAUGUGCACAGUACAAGUGUUUAACUGUUACAGACUCUGUGUUUUGUUUUGUUUGAAGUAUAAAAUUAAUUAGCAAUUUCACACAUUUAAUGUAACGUCUGAUCCAACGAGGUAAAACUUAGUGGCUGGUGAGACCCACUUCUGCCCUCUAUUGGUCAGAGGGUGUAGAAGCAGUUUGCAGUUUUUGGGGUGAUGUGGCGGAGUCGCUGAGUGUCUGGUAAAAUAAAUUGUUUCAUUUUCAUUUCA